UUACCGUAUUGGUUUUUAUUUUACGCACCGCGGUCACGUGACGAUGCUGAUUUGUUAGGCAUGUUGUCAUAAUUGUGGACAAUUUGUGUAAUGGCUAAACCAAAUAUUUCCAAGUACUGGUGUGUUGUCCCAGGUUGUACGUCAGACGGACGUAAAAAGCGGAACCUGGAAAAGUAUCCUGCAAUGGAAGGAGUCGAUUUUUUCCCGUUUCCCACCCGCUUAAAGAACAAUAAAAUUAGAAAGCGGUGGAUCUCUCAGAUUAAUAGAGAGAAUUUUGAACCAAAAAGACAUCACCGGGUGUGUUCUAAUCAUUUUGUUGAUGGAAGACCUACUGAGUGUAACCCAAUCCCAACAUUGUUUCCAAGAAAUAAUUUCAUGCGCCCUUUGAAGGAGAGACCACAGAAUGCUGUAGAAAAAAGAAACAUCACUUCUGCUCGACUUGAUCAACUUCAGGAUGAUAAUACAACUGAGACUGAACUUUUCAAUGCACCACCAGUUGCAGCAGAAGUUAUUGUAACUGCAGUUAUGGAAGGUGAAAACACAGUUUCUCAUGUUCGAUCCAGAAAAUUGCCAGGAAUAGCAGCAAAGUCCAGUGUUGUGAAUCAUGAUCAUUCAUACAUGUCUGAAGAAAAAAGCUGGGAAAGACCUGAACCUGUUGACAUGUCCACACAAACAGAUCUCACAGGAGAGGGCAUUGAACUCUUGCAGCGGCAAACCAGAGAGAUGAAAGCAAAACUAUCUGACAAAGAAGCAUUGUUGCGAGACUGUUUUUUUAGAAAAUGUCAUCAAGUCCGAUGUUUCAGUGAAACAUUACACAGGGUUACCCAGUAAACCUAUUUUGGAUGGAUUGUUUUCAUCAAUAGAAGCAGAUAAAUGCAAACUCAAAUACUGGUCAGGAAAAAAAUCUGUCG
Molecule: messenger RNA, 911 nt
Organism: Magallana angulata
Lineage: Eukaryota; Metazoa; Mollusca; Bivalvia; Ostreida; Ostreidae
Product: THAP domain-containing protein 11-like
Exons: 4
Coding region: 91-831 (246 amino acids)
Source: RefSeq, a predicted model, not a curated record